This is a messenger RNA of Saccostrea cuccullata (small rock oyster), 616 nucleotides long. RefSeq lists its product as uncharacterized. The record is from RefSeq and is a predicted model, not a curated record. The coding region runs from base 104 to 616 and encodes 170 amino acids. Lineage: Eukaryota; Metazoa; Mollusca; Bivalvia; Ostreida; Ostreidae. The transcript is spliced from 3 exons.
AUGCAUAUACUUAGUUGAAGGACAGAUUCUCAAAUGAUAUAUUAAAUUCUGAUUGAACGUUUAAGUAAUUUGUGAAUUUUUACCUGCAUUUUAUGCCAGCAAAAUGAUAAUAAUCGAUUUAACACUCGCAAUAUCUCUUAUGUUUGUUCUUGGGGUCUCAUGCAAAGAGUUAAAAACUCGCUCGGAAUUAAAUAAUCUUUACAAUUCAAAAGUAAUCAAGGCAGACUACGUGGUAAGGCCCAUAAAUUCAUUUGGAAGUAGCAGCUCUGGCAAAUCUAGCAGCCGCAGUUCAUUGUUGACAGGGAUGAAUACAAACUUUGACUAUUACCCACGCCAUGCAGGAGUUGUCGUUACCGUAGAGAACGGAGACCGAUGGUUGAUACACAAGGGAAAGGAAUUUGCAAAGCAAGAUGCACCCUCCACCGUCAUAAGAGAUGCUAGCUACAUGUCCUCUAAAUGGAGUCAGCUCGAAUCUAAGUCGCUCAAGGACUCUGGACUCACACUGAAUACAUUUAUGAAGAAUGGCCUGGUAUCAAAACCCUACAAAGUCAUCGGAGCCAAUUGCCAGACAGCAGCAAACGGAAUGUGGAAACUAGUGGAGGACUGUAAAUCGUAA